Messenger RNA from Eremothecium sinecaudum, 3714 nucleotides. RefSeq names its product Mhp1p (gene MHP1). The record is from RefSeq and is a predicted model, not a curated record. Lineage: Eukaryota; Fungi; Ascomycota; Saccharomycetes; Saccharomycetales; Saccharomycetaceae. The transcript has a single exon. The coding region runs from base 1 to 3714 and encodes 1237 amino acids.
AUGGAUGCUUCGAUCGAUCCGAAAAAAGGUCCCCGCAAUGGAAAAACAAUUCCAAAACUUGAUGUAGAUUGGUUAAUUACCGGAUGUGGGUCAAAUAGAGGUAACGAUGGGAUCAGUGUAAGUCCUGAGUGUGGAUCGAAGUUUGGUGCUUCAUUUAAUGGCCAGGACAAUUCACUUAGUCCCAUGACUCAACAUUUGACUCAGCCUACUAGGGACUCCGAACUUACUGGUAAAGAUGGGGAGAUUUUAAGACGCACGCAGUCAUUGAACACUGAUAGCCGUGGACAUACUGAGGGUGCUUGUUUCAAGAAAAAGAAGAAGAAGCUAGGGUUUUUUGAGCGUGUUUUUGGACGUCGAAAGUCGGCAAAGAAGGGUUGCGAUAAUAGGGAGCUUCAAUUAUCUUGUUACGAGUGUGAAAAGACUGGAAAUGGCGGUAAACAGCAAAAAGCUCCAUGGAGCGGCUGGUCAAACCCUACAAGUCCUGGCUCUUCUGCUGGACAGGAUGUUAAGUUGCAGGAGUUUUUGAACUAUUAUGGAACGGUGGGAUUUUCCAACUUUCGCCAUGUGGAUGAUAAAGAUAUGUGUCUGCCAGACAAGACUAAUGAAUCGCAAGCUAAAGAAGAUGAAGCAAGUACUAACGAAAGUUUAGUAACACGGACUGUUAUUUUGGACAAAUUAAAUCGACCAAUACCUCCGCAUCCCGAUAAACCCAACCUAGCGCCUGCAUUAAGGCGUACGAGGAGACGCGGUAGUUUUUCCGUAGCUUCUAAAACCAAGCAUGAAUCUACUGGUGGAAAAGUAGGAGCCUUUCUAAGGAAAGUAACAUCUAAUUCAACCGAAAUACUGGCGAAUACAUUAACUUCGUCUGAUUCAGAAAAAGAUGAAUUCAACCAGAAUAGGGCCGGACCUUGUAAGUACUCAACCAUCCCUGGGUUGGAAGACUUAAAAGCAUUAAGACGAGUAACAUUUGCUAAAAACACUUAUUUUAAUAACCCACCUCAGCAAAUUUGUUCAAGAAACCCUAGGGUAGGCGAGGUUGAAAUUAAAGAGGACGGUUCUGUGGUGAUUCAUAGACUCACAGCAGAAGAAAAACGUUUAAUUUUGCAACACAGUUGUACAGGCAUUGUAGUUGGUGGGUCAAGGUGUUUGAAAUCAAAUGAUGAUGAAACCGUUGAUAGAUCGUUAGAAGGGAAAGAAGGUUACCCCUCUCGUAGGCGGGCUUCCCCCCCUCCACCCACUAUAGAUCCCCAUAAUGAGGUAGAGAGACAUUCUGAAAGCGCGAGGGCCAUUGAGGAUGCUGAAGUGACUGCAGAGAUUCCAGCAAAAAGUGACAGUUCCUAUAUUAAAAAUGGUAAUUUAGACGAGGAUCUUGCUUUGAGCUCAAAGAUGAGUAGCAUAACUAUAGAUAAGCAAAGCUUACCUGAAAGAUCAAUGUCAGUAUCAUCUCUUAGUUCAGCUGAGACUUACGAAUCUGAUGUAACGAACACUGCAGAAAUACUUCCUCCAUUUGAUCCUCAAAUUCCUAACCAUAUAUUGUACACUCGUUGCUGUUAUUUAAGAGAGAUUCUUCCAAUCCCUGCCAUUAUGAAGCAAAUUAAAAAGGAUAGUACUGACCCGAUUCCACUUUUACAACUUAGAAAUCCUAAACCUUCAACCGUUGAGAUAUUGUCUUUCACUGAUUUCCUUUCAGUUGCCCCAAUUUUAUGUGUGUCAUUAGAUGGAGUUUCAUUGAGUGUGGACAUGUUUCGAAUUAUUUUAAGCUCUUUGGUUAAUAGUGCAACUUUAGAAAAACUAUCUCUUAGAAAUACUCCAAUUGAUGAUGAGGGCUGGAAGUUUUUGGCUGAUUUUAUAGCAAAAAGUAAGCACUUGCGAGCAAUUGAUUUGACUAUGGUGCCAAAUAUCCCAACUAAUGUUCAAAAACUCUCCAAGUCAUCACGCCAUUGUACAAUCCCAAGAAUGGUUUGCGAUAUGAAUGGCCGGGCCGAUCGCAACUGGGACUUGUUUACUGCUUCUGUAGCAAUUAAUAGUCAUAUGGAAGACAUGCUAUUAUCUGGUGCUAAAUUUUCGCUGGAGCAGUUUAAGCACUUUAUUAAAAUAGGCUGUGUCGCUGCAGAAAGGUUAGGAUUGGCUUACAAUUUAUUGUCCAAAGAACAUAUAUCUACUUUAUCUAUAUGGUUGACAGGCGGAAAAGCUUCAGGCUUAGACCUUGGGUUUAAUGAUUUAAACGGCAAACUCCGGCCAUUGGCAGAUGCAUUGUUAUCCAAAUCUAAAAACUCCGAAAAGAAUACUAUUAGUUGCCUAUCAUUGAACUCAUCGAACCUAAAAAUCUUGAAAGGAAGUACGUCCCAAACAAACGAGGUGUUGUCGCUUUUGGAUGCAUUCAGGUAUUGCGAAUCAUUGAGCUUCAUUGAUUUUUCAAAUAAUCCGGAUAUGUUCACGUACGGUAUUGCACCUCUCAUAAACUAUUUGCCAGUCUUAACAAAUUUGACGCGCUUGCAAUUGAAUUAUAAUAAUUUUACAAGGCAGGAUUUGAUAUCAUUGGCUGAAGUGUUGCCUUUAUGCACUAGCUUGAACUAUCUUUCCAUUGUUGGCAGCAAGUUGGACAUACCAUCUAGUAGCGCAUUCGCAUCCGCUGUAGAGCUCAGCUCCUCGAUGUUUACCUUAGAAGCGGACUACGACAAUAUUCCAGAGAGAAUCAGACAAAAGAUUUCCUUGUAUAGUAUAAGGAAUAUGGAGCGUGCUAUGCAUACAAAUGAAACCGAUAAUGGAUCUGGAUUACAAAAGGAAUUGACGGCUUUACUAACCGAAAAGAUUAGUGACAAUGACAAUUACUCUAUGUUAGUGAGCAAGUUCUCUGACAAGGUACACAAAACAAGACUAAGAUUUCAAAAAGUGAUCGAAGGCUUGUUUUCCCUACGUAUUAGAGGUGAAUUAAACAUAGAAGGUAAAGAGUCAUUAAUCCGUUUGUGUUUCCUAGAUGCUAGCCUCGAAAGGGGGUUAAACUUACUUUCAAGUCGCUAUCAACGCUCUCCUACAAACCAUGCUGGUCCAACUGAUUUCAGCAAUGCAACUCCUCCAGAAUUUGAGGCAAUAAAGCAAACAAAUUCUGUAGCCAGCAUUUCGUCACUCUCCUUGCAAGAGAGCGGUCAUGCGGCACUAUUGCCUUUCCACCAGCCAUCAAUUAACACUUACGACCCCGCAGAUGAGACCAUAGAGUUGAGGACCAAUUUCAAUGUUAGGAAUCGACACGCAGAUAAACAGCGAGAGGAGGAAGGAAGGGUAUUGAAGAAAACACAGGAAAUUCUAAAAGAAUUAAGAGGCACUGAUGAUUGCAACCUAGCAUUCAAUUCUGAAACCUUAAAAGAUAUUAUUGAACAAGUUAGUUGUGACCAAAUAAAAAAUUUCCUUCUUAGCCAUGAUAUUAGUCAAAUUAUGGAGCUAUUAGACGCAUUACAACAUCACGGAGUAGAGAUAAAUGAUAUCUUUAAAAAGGCAUCAUCAGAUAGCUCCCCAGAUUCUACCAUCCAUGAAAACAACUUUGAUGAAGUGUCACCGCCGAACACUUUGCCGAAGCGUAAUUCUAUUUUGGAAACGAAGAACCAUACCAUUCAUGAUAAGGACAAUGAUAUUAAUGAGACAGAAAUAAUGGAUCACGUAUACGAUGUAGUUCUUGACAGAUUGGAAAAGACGAGAACUAACAGAGAUGGCGAUUGA